Chrysemys picta bellii (western painted turtle) is the source of this 630-nucleotide messenger RNA. Lineage: Eukaryota; Metazoa; Chordata; Testudines; Emydidae. The record is from RefSeq and is a predicted model, not a curated record.
GACACAUUGAGCUCCAGCUGGAUGGAGGGGACAAUGCCUGCUCAGGACGUGUGAAAGUAAGACAUGGAGACACCUGGGCUACAAUCUGUGAUGCACACUUUGAUCUCAAAGCUGCCAGUGUUAUCUGUAAUGAACUACAGUGUGGAACAGCUCUAUCUAUCCCAGGAGGAGCUCACUUCGGAGAAGGACAUGGACCAAUCUGGCCUGAGGAAUUCCAGUGUGUAGGGAAUGAGUCACACCACGUGUACUGUCCCAGGAAAUCACAUGGGAGUCAGACUUGCUCACAUGCAAAUGAUGCCAGUGCCAUAUGCUCACGGUACACAGGAUUCCGGCUGGUGAACGGCAGCACAGCGUGCUCAGGGAGGGUGGAGAUCCAGGUUCUUGGUGCCUGGGGAACCCUCUGUGACUCACGCUGGGAUUUACCAGAUGCCAACGUUCUCUGUCAUCAGCUCGACUGCGGAUUCGCUGAAUCAGUCCCAGGAGAAGCGUAUUUUGGGAAAGGAACCGGCUCUGUCUGGACAGACACAUAUCACUGCAAAGGGACUGAACCCCAUUUGAGCCAUUGCCCUGUUACUGCUCUGGGGGCCUCUCAGUGCUCACACGACAAUGAUGCCAGUGUGAUUUGCUCAG